AGUGCCGAAGAGAGGAGAGGCAUCACCUCCCUCAGGUGCUGGCAGCCUUUGGCCUGAGGCAGGCGCGGACGGCAGUGACCUUCUGUGCUCCGAGGGCCAAUUUCUGGGCGCGCUGGCCACGAAGCGCUCGGGCCCGUGUGGCAGAAGGCGCUCCCGAAGCGCCAUCAGAGCAGCGCCGCUCUGUGCGCGGGCCCGGCCGCGGCCGGCGCUGCCCGUGCCCGGCGGGGCCGCGGGCCCGGGCCCGGGGCGGGAGUGUCGGGGCGGGCAGAGGCGGCGGCGCUGCCCCGGCGAGGCGGGGCCGGGCGGGAGCGGCCCGAGCGCGGCCCCGCUCGGCUCCUGUGCGGCUGCCGCGGAGCCGGGGCCGGGCACGAUGGCGGCAGGGCCGGGGCCGUGGCUGCUGGCCUUGGCCUUGGCCGUGUGGCCCGCAGGGCUCCGGGCACAGCCGAGGCUGCAGGAGGCCGGCGGAGGGCUGCGAGCGGCCGGGGACUCCGUCACCCUGUCCUGCCACGGGUCCGGAUUCCCCUUUGGUUAUUAUGAUGUUUGGUGGUACCGUCAGGCUCCCGGAGGCAGCCUGGAGUGGGUGUCCUUUAUCAGCACUUCUUCCUCUGUCAAGCAAAGUGCACGAGCGAUGGAGGGUCGAGCCUUGGUGUCCAGAGACAAUUCCCGGUCCAAGUCAUGGUUGGCCCUGCGGGCCCUGGGCCCCCAGGACUCUGCCCGGUACUUCUGUGCUGUGCUUGUGUGGACAAAUAAGCUUAUAUUUGGACCAGGGACGACUCUCACAGUUCUACCAAACAUUCGAAACACUUCUGUCCCUCAAGUCAUUGUGAUGAAAUCCAAGAAAUUCGAAGAAGGUGGCAGCAUGGGGAAAGCAGCUUGUUUGGCAAGGAACUUCCUUACAAAGGACAUCAGCUUGGAGAUGCCCUCUAAGGAGGUCGUAUAUAAACAGAGCACGUCCAUUUUGACAUCAGAGGGGUUGUACAAUGCAAUCAAAGUGGUCAAUGUGACAAAAGACACAGAGGUGACCUGCACGGCCAAAUUUGAAAACAGCACAAUAACAACACAGCCAGAAGAGGAGGCUGAAGAACCAGGAACAUGGGCAAGUGAGAGGGUUUGCAACAGCACAGAGCCCUCAGCACAAGAUGCUGAAGGGCACAGAGUGAACAUGCUGUCCAUGGCUGUGUUGGGUUUGCGAGUCCUGCUGGCAAAGACCAUUGCCUUCAACACCCUCAUGAGUAUCAAGUUGUUUCUUUCCUGAGACAUGGGGAAUGAAGGCAAGAGGAACCCGAAGAAGAGCAGCAAAGAACGUGAACCUGCAGCACAAGGGGCUUGAACAAGCAGGGCAGAGCUGCUGACAGAAACCAGCCAGGACACAAGGCAGCCCCUUCUCCUGAAGACAUUGAUCACUCAUCACUCCUGCCUGGCCAGUUGAUUGACACUGGAGAGUUUUAAGUGCUUUUGCUGUUUCCUCUCCUCUGAGAACUGAGGAGAGUGCAUUUAUCCUCAUGCUCCUGCUAAGCAGAUCUCCUCACUCGUCUGGUAUUUGCACACAAGUGUCCAGUCUGCUUCAACAGCUUUGGAAACUCCAAUGUUCACUCUACAUACUUGGCCUUUUAAAAGCACCUUACCCUGGCAUGUUGUGUUCCUGCCUGUGCAACUGGAGCAUUACUGCAGAGGGAAUUCAAGGCCAGUAGUUGCCAUUUGUAACUUUGGGUUAGAUUUAAAAACAAAAAGUGUAUAUUGAAGAUGAGAAGAGCUGUGUAGGAUCUGAAGUGAUUCAAUUCAUCCAGAUAAUGUUCAUCUCUUUAAGAAGCCUGUAAUUCUUCUGCCAGAUAUCUCUUAUGUGCAUUUUAGGUUUCGGCAGUAAUGAUGAAAAUAA
Molecule: messenger RNA, 1876 nt
Organism: Prinia subflava (tawny-flanked prinia)
Lineage: Eukaryota; Metazoa; Chordata; Aves; Passeriformes; Cisticolidae
Product: immunoglobulin gamma-1 heavy chain-like
Exons: 8
Coding region: 371-1255 (294 amino acids)
Biological process (GO): immunoglobulin mediated immune response
Cellular component (GO): blood microparticle
Molecular function (GO): antigen binding
Source: RefSeq, a predicted model, not a curated record